AUGUUGGACAACAUCUUGUUACUGAGUGACGACCUAACCAAGGAGAACCUUUCGGGAGCACUGUUCGACUGGAGGACGAACAACCUUCGCACGGACGUGUUCAUGUAUCAGGCAGGCAGUGUUACCACCAGAGCAGAGGAGUUCAAAGGUCGAGUGUCACAUUUUCCACAUGAACUGAAGAACGGCAACGCCUCCAUCAUCAUCAGAAAUACAAAGAUAGAGGACGGCGGGAACUACACCUGUGAUCUUCCACAUCUGGAACCACCUCAGAGAUUCUACAUUCAGCUUGUUGUUGAACCUGUGAUGAAGAUUAGACAAAUCCAAGGAGCUUCUCCAAAGCCAAACAUCGUGAUAGUCAAUGUCACAGAGGACAGAGUCCAGCUGAAGUGUGAGGUCCAAGGUGCUUCUCCAAAACCUGAAGUAGAGAUCCAGGACAGUGCUGGAAACGUCCUUCCUGCUGAGGAACCUCAGGUCUCUAAAAGAGGAUGCCGGUACACUGUGAUCCGCUUCACCACCGUGACCAAGACCGGCCGCUUCCGCUGUGUCGCCAAGCAGAAGGAAAUCCACCAUGAGACUUCUGCUGAGACCUACGUGCCUGUCUAUGAGGACACGUGCAGCAAAGUGGACGUCACAGGAUGGCUCAGUGGAUACUUCUUGGGAGUUUUCUCUGUCGGUCUACCUUUGCUUGUAGCUGCAAAGUGCAUCAGAAGAAUACGUAAUGAAUUCACUAAGCGUGUUUCUGAUGGUAGCAUUAAGAUCAACUCUGAAUCAGAGAACACUUCUCUUCAGAUCUGA
Larimichthys crocea (large yellow croaker) is the source of this 795-nucleotide messenger RNA. RefSeq lists its product as uncharacterized. Gene Ontology annotation, cellular component: external side of plasma membrane. Gene Ontology annotation, molecular function: signaling receptor binding. Gene Ontology annotation, biological process: regulation of cytokine production; T cell receptor signaling pathway. The transcript has 6 exons. The coding region runs from base 1 to 795 and encodes 264 amino acids. NCBI's taxonomy places the organism in Eukaryota, Metazoa, Chordata, Actinopteri, Sciaenidae. The record is from RefSeq and is a predicted model, not a curated record.